UGAAGAAAAAUUUGCAUUUCUGCACAAGUCAACAGAAGAGGUUAUCCUUAUGUCAAGCAAAAAGACAGAUCGCUUUUCAGAGAUCCUCAGGACUUUCUACUGCUGAGCAGCAUCACGAUGGAGAGGCUCUUGUUGGGAAUCUUGGUUCUCUCAGAUGGGGUCAUUUUCUUCACCUGCCUCCGUCUUCAGCCUGUCUACCACUUUGUUAAUCAGUCUCUGAGUUGGACUGAAGCUCAGACCUACUGCAGACAGACCCACACAGACCUGGCAACCUUUCUAAGCUCAGAUGAACAGAACUUGUUUAUUAACACUCUUUCAUCUGCUGGUCACACCUCUGAUGUCUGGAUUGGUCUGUUCAGUGAAAUCGACUGGAGAUGGUCCGAUGGCCUCACGGGGAGCGGAGCCGACUACAGACACUGGAAAACUUCAUCCAGUGAACCUAGUUUUGAUCAACCAGACGAGUUAUGUGUGUCAUUCCACUACGAUGGGGGCUGGAUUACUGAAAGGUGUCCAUACGGACGAUAUUUUCUUUGUUACAAAGGCUCACAUGCGAACCCUGAAUUUGUUUUUGGGAAAGAACCAUUAUCCUGGUCCGAUGCUCAGACGUACUGCAGAAAGAACUUCAUCGACCUCGCCAUCUUCAAGAAUGACACAGAUUACCAGAAGAUCCAGGUCUCCACGCUCGGUGGAUACCGUCAUUGGAUUGGUCUAUUUAGAGAUCCAAAUCUUCACUGGUCUGAUGGGAGCGGUGUCAACUUUACCAGCUGGGAUUCUGCUCCAACCAUGAUUGGAUCGAUGCCAGUCAUAUGUGGUGUUACAUCUUCUGGGAAAUCGGGAAGAUGGAAGUUUUUGCCCUGCGAAACAAGAUUACCUUUCGUCUGUUUUGACCGUCCUGGGAAAAAACAGGUUGUGAAGAUGAGACUUCACACGGACAACUCUGUGGACCUGAAUGACCCUGUUCUGAGAGGAAUCAUCUUGACAAAGCUCCAGAACAGACUGCAGGAGACUGGAGUGAGUGUAGUUACCCUGUCUUGGAGAAAUCAGCCUGAUGGAAACGUCUUCAAAAAGGAAAAGAAAACUUAGACAUGGACCCUGUUUGCUGUUAUUUUAGGCUAAAGUGUGGAUUUUCUU
Poecilia latipinna (sailfin molly) is the source of this 1131-nucleotide messenger RNA. RefSeq names its product secretory phospholipase A2 receptor-like. NCBI's taxonomy places the organism in Eukaryota, Metazoa, Chordata, Actinopteri, Cyprinodontiformes, Poeciliidae. Bases 118 to 1083 code for a protein of 321 amino acids. The record is from RefSeq and is a predicted model, not a curated record. The transcript is spliced from 5 exons.